AAGAGCGCUAGCUUCACUUGAUCUCCAGGCUCCAACUUCAGCAGGACUUGAGAGCAUCUGAACUUCGGGAUUUUAGGACAAGUGAAGAAGAUUCUUUGGGCUACAAAGAUGAAGAGUCUACUUCUUCUGGUGCUGAUUUCAAUCUGCUGGGCUGAUCAUUCAGACAACUAUACUGUAGAUCAUGAGAGAGUUAUUCACAUCCAAGCAGAAAAUGGCCCCCGUCUACUCGUGGAAGCAGACCAAGCCAAGGUGUUCUCACAUAGAGGUGGCAACGUUACACUGCCGUGUAAAUUUUACCGAGACCCUACAGCAUUCGGCUCAGGAACUCACAAAAUCCGAAUUAAGUGGACCAAGCUAACUUCAGAUUACCUCAAGGAAGUGGAUGUUUUUGUUUCCAUGGGAUACCACAAGAAAACCUAUGGAGGCUACCAGGGUAGAGUGUUUCUGAAAGGAGGCAGUGAUGAUGAUGCUUCCCUGGUGAUCACAGACCUUACCCUGGAGGAUUAUGGGAGAUAUAAGUGCGAGGUGAUUGAAGGAUUAGAAGACGAUACUGCUGUGGUAGCAUUAGAUUUACAAGGUGUGGUAUUCCCAUAUUUUCCACGACUGGGGCGCUACAAUCUCAAUUUUCAUGAGGCACAGCAGGCUUGCCUGGACCAGGAUGCUGUGAUAGCCUCCUUUGAUCAGCUGUAUGAUGCCUGGCGGGGUGGGCUGGACUGGUGCAAUGCUGGCUGGCUCAGUGAUGGGUCUGUGCAAUAUCCCAUCACAAAACCGAGAGAACCCUGUGGAGGCCAGAACACAGUGCCCGGCGUCAGGAACUACGGGUUUUGGGACAAAGAUAAAAGCAGAUAUGAUGUCUUCUGUUUUACAUCCAACUUCAAUGGCCGAUUUUACUACCUGAUUCACCCCACCAAGCUGACCUACGACGAAGCGGUGCAGGCUUGUCUCAAGGAUGGUGCUCAGAUUGCUAAAGUGGGCCAGAUAUUCGCUGCCUGGAAACUUCUGGGAUAUGACCGUUGUGAUGCAGGCUGGUUGGCGGACGGCAGUGUCCGCUACCCCAUCUCUAGGCCAAGAAGGCGCUGCAGUCCUACUGAGGCUGCAGUGCGCUUUGUGGGUUUCCCAGACAAAAAGCAUAAGCUGUAUGGUGUCUACUGCUUCAGAGCAUACAACUGAGUGUGCCCCUAGAGCACAUCAGUUUUAAAGUCAUUAAGAACAUGUGAAAGGUAUUUUUUUCAAUAUGAACUCAUGCAAGUUACCAAAACUGUGAUAACCCUUUUUUACUUACUGUAAAGAGUCAUUUUCAUAAAGACCAAUUCAUUAAUUUGUUUUUGUAAAGCUAUCAUUCGAUAUAUAUUAUAAAUUAAUAUAAUUUUAAGGGAAGCACUACAUAGAGGCUUUAGAGCCAAACUGUUUAGGCUACAUCAUCCCAACGAAGUAUCCUUUCAUGAUCGGGGCAUGCAAUAGCUUGAGGAUUGCUAGGAUUAAACGAAGGAAAGUAAAGCUACUCAGAGCAGCAGCUGCCACAAGCACAAAUUUUACACAUUUGUACAAUUUUGAAAUGCACUGCAAUAAACAGAUUAGAGCAACAGAUUUGAAAUACAGGCUUCUUUACAUAAACUGAGAUUCUGAGAGGUUGCACAAAACUUAGUUUCACAAGGGAACAAUCUACACUUUUCUAAAAUAUUUCAAAGCUCCAACAAAGUAUUUUACUCUUUAAAAUCCUGCCUUUUGACCAAAAAAGAAAUAUAUGUAUACACACACAUAUAUAUAUGGUCUCCAAUGCAUAACAAGCACAGUUAAAACCCCUUAAUAAUCCCAUUUAUAUGACGUAUGAAACUAAAAUAAGCAGAUAAUAUUUAACCCAAUGAGAGACUCCUACUUCUUCUAAUUAAAAUUACACAUGCUUGAGAAGAAUUGUUUUCUUUUGAGUAGCUUUACUGAGUUAUAUUUAAAUUCUAAGGGCCGAUUGCUAAGCAGCAUUUAGCAUC
Messenger RNA from Hippopotamus amphibius kiboko, 1985 nucleotides. It is a transcript of the gene HAPLN1, whose product is annotated as hyaluronan and proteoglycan link protein 1. NCBI's taxonomy places the organism in Eukaryota, Metazoa, Chordata, Mammalia, Artiodactyla, Hippopotamidae. The transcript has 5 exons. The record is from RefSeq and is a predicted model, not a curated record. Gene Ontology annotation, molecular function: hyaluronic acid binding. Gene Ontology annotation, biological process: cell adhesion. The coding region runs from base 109 to 1170 and encodes 353 amino acids.